GUCGGGGUUGUGCAUGCAUCCAGUGCGCAGCUAGAGAUACAGAACACUGGUAUGUCAUCUGCAGGUAUAAAAUCUGAUCACCAGCAGCUGCCAUAAAAAAUGAUUGGGUUGAAGUGCUAUUUCUCUCUGCCAGUGGUAGCAGGGGCUUUUUUUGUGGGUCUCCCUUAUAGCAUCUCUCUGGUUGCCCAGUGGCUUUAUGGCUGGCCCAAUAAACCUGGGUACCAAAAAUAUAUGGAGGCUCUCAAACCAAGGCGCAUAUACUGUUUGACAAGAGCCGUGCUAGAGAUGCUGAAGUAUCUUCAAUAUGGAAAACUGUACUUUCAGUGGAAGUUGUGGUACAAAGAUGACAAAAAUAGCAAGCACUAUGUGAAAGGUAUCACCUUUGGUCGGCGAGGCUACAAACUAGAUUUAUACUAUUCGCCAAGCAUGGACAAUUCUAAUGCUGCUCCUGUACCGGUGGUUAUAUUUGUGUAUGGAGGUGCGUGGGGCUCAGGAGAAAGAUCCAUUUAUUGUCUUUUAGCCCUACAAAUGGCAAAAGAGCUUAAUGCCUCUGUAAUUUGUCCGGAUUAUUCCAUAUAUCCAAAGGGAAAUGUUCUAAAUAUGGUUCAAGACAUUUGUGAUAGUUUGCUGUGGGUGAGAGAAAGGGGCCAAACAUUUAAUCUUGACAAAGACAACAUAGUUUUAAUGGGUCACUCUGCAGGGGCUCAUCUGUGUGCCCUUACCACGUUGUUUCUUGUGAACAGUGCAGAAGAGCUAUUCAUUGAGCUCCCCAAACAGAGAGAACUUGUAUCUGCCAUCAAAGGAAAUAUUGGUCUGAGUGGAGUAUACAAUAUAAUGGAUCAUUAUAAACAUGAGAAAAUGAGGGGUGUUGAAUAUGUGUCAACAAUGCACAAAGCUAUGGGUGGUCUGGAGAACUUUGAUUAUUACUCGCCAACAUCAUUAUUGAAGAAAUUGAAUGAGGAUCAGAUAAAACGAGUUCCACCAGUGGUAUUACUCCAUGGAACCAGUGACAUCAUAGUACCGGUGGAGUCAUCAGUGAGAUUGUCUGACCUCCUCACAUCUCUUUCUAUCAGGAUGUCUCUUCAUCUAAUACCUAAAAUGAACCAUACGGAGAUGGUCACUGAUCUUAUGGCACCAGACAGGCACUUUUACCACACUGUUUUUGGCUGUAUUAAACACGAGUAUAGUAAAUUUCAGGGUUAUGUGGCAUAAUAAUCUAUUCAUCAAGUAAUUUUAACAUUAGUGUUGUAAUGUUCAAUUUGCCAAACAUUAAUUAUUAUUUAGAGAUUUUUUUUAUAGUGGUAUUGUAAGUUUACAUUGAAAUGUUUAAUUUUCAGCCCGAUGUUUACACCUCUUCUAAAACAUGUGCUCAAUAGUUCUUUGUACAAGAUGGUAAAACAUAUGUGCUUGUUAUCUACCAGAUGGUAAUGUUUAAUUCAUUGUAAAAUAUGAAGUGAACAGUAAGGACAAAUAUCCUAAUUGAAACUGCAACAGGAGUGAAAACUGUAUUCUUACCUUGCUUUAUCUUACCUUACUCGUGUAGGAGUUUAAAACAGCAGUACUCCCAAAAUAUAUAUAUUUUUACAUUUUAUGGGGCCACAUUAUACAGAUUCAGUUAUUGUCACAUUAAAUAAUAUGAGAUUCCGCUGUUUUAUUUAGGGAAUGUGUUUGAUUCAGAUUUCCCUUAAUUUGGUUUUCUCAUGGUUAUGACUAUGUUGUUGCAGGGAACGAGUCACAACAUUAACUUAAUUAUUGAAUAACCUUACAUUAACCUAUUCACUUUAUAGGUAUACUGCUACAAUGUCAGAACAUAUCCUUUAAUGUCAUUUGGAGUUAAAUUAUUAAAUUGUAUAGCUUAUUCACAUAGGAAUACUGCCACAGUGUCAUGAUAUAGGCUUUAUGGAAUUUGGAGUUAAAUUGAGUGGAACAUAACAUCAUGAAUAGCACAGGGAAAUUCCAUUCAAAGGUCAACCUUACCAUGAAAAUGUAAUAUUUUCACUGUACUGAUAGCUCAGAUGUCUCUCUUUGUCUAAAGCCUUAUCAUAUUUUUAAAGUAUGAUUUUCCAUAGUUAGGUAAGUGCGGCUUUCAGAAUUUUCACAUGAUGUCCACAUUCCUCCUAAAAAGUGUUAUAUAAUGAAGACCUCUUCCUUCUCCAUUUGUUGAGUAUUAUUGCUUCUGGUUUGUGGAUAUUUUAAUUCACAAAAAGUAGUAAAAAUCCUUCUUUAGGAACAAUGAAAAAUAUGUAUUUCCCUUCUUCAAAAUAGAAAACGUGUAGACUGAUUUAUUUCUGAUGUGUUUAUCAACGGGGCUUUAGAAAAAUAUAAACAGAGGGUUCAGUUUUCUGUAAUGGGAAAAAAUAUUUCAAGUGUGAAAAUUCACAUCCCAAUCCUAGAAUUGCCCCACAGUUCGUAGGUUUCACUAUGCUCGAGAAAAUUUUUAACCGGAAAGAACAAGCCUAUAUGAGUUAUACAAAUAGUCAAACACUAAGAAAUCUGUUCUGUGUUUUUUUGUUUGUUUAUUUUAAUAAAUAUUUUAUAUCAUC
Messenger RNA from Triplophysa dalaica, 2543 nucleotides. RefSeq lists its product as uncharacterized. The coding region runs from base 100 to 1212 and encodes 370 amino acids. The record is from RefSeq and is a predicted model, not a curated record. Lineage: Eukaryota; Metazoa; Chordata; Actinopteri; Cypriniformes; Nemacheilidae. The transcript has 9 exons.